Mya arenaria is the source of this 5905-nucleotide messenger RNA. Its product is annotated as splicing regulator ARVCF-like. The record is from RefSeq and is a predicted model, not a curated record. Gene Ontology annotation, biological process: cell-cell adhesion; cell-cell junction assembly. NCBI's taxonomy places the organism in Eukaryota, Metazoa, Mollusca, Bivalvia, Myida, Myidae. Gene Ontology annotation, cellular component: nucleus; adherens junction; cytoplasm. The transcript is spliced from 24 exons. Bases 297 to 3983 code for a protein of 1228 amino acids. Gene Ontology annotation, molecular function: cadherin binding.
UUGACAAUAAAACGAAAACCAGUAAUCUCAAAUUUCAUUCAUCGUUUGAAAUAUAUUUGAUAUUAUUCAUUUUUUUGUAUAUAUAUAUGUUUUAUAUUCGUACAUAACGUUAUAAAUUGAAAUCAAACAUGAAAUAUAGUUGUAAAUACGAUCGAUGGAAUAGCCAAAAUUCGCCGGAUGUUGUGUUUACUAAUCAAAAAUUGUGAUUUCUUCACCUGAUAGACUGAUUUUCUUCACGGAGAAUGAUAAGCUUGGAGUUCUGAUUUUCGCAUCAUGGAAUUGUGAAUAUCUAGAAUAUGCAAAGUGACAUUACAUAUGAACGAUACAAUGAUUACUUCAAACAAGGCCAAUCGAAUGGAACAGAUUUCAACUACAAUAUCAAGGAUAAUAUUUUGAAGUCAGUCAGAGAACAGGAAGCCCAGUUUGAGAGACUGACCCGUGAGCUGGAAGAGGAAAGAGCUAAAGUUGCACACAGAGUAAAACAGUAUAGAAUAGGGUCAGAGACUGAAAGCAUGAAUAGCAUAAGUAGUACAGAUGAUACAUUCCAAUGGGGUGGUCCCCAGGAUGAGUCUCUCCGAUACGGAGACGAGUCACACGGGCUCGUGGACUCCUGUCUACACGAAUUAGAAAACCGUGGUACAAUGCAAUUUGGUGAAGUAAAUAUGAACUACAUGGAUGACCAGUACGGAGAAGGGCGGGGCGGGCCAUAUAGCGGAGACUACAACUCGUACAAUGGGGGCCCUCACCAUGAUCCCUAUCCUGGCGCCCCCCAACAUGACACCUCCAUGCACUCUUCACAUGUCUCCCUACAGAGCACAGGCAGCAACAGAAACAACCCUCGCGCUCAGCUGAAGUUAAGCAAUCAGAAUCUUGGCAGUCGAUCAUCAAUUCCCCUUGACCAACACAAUGACAACUAUGCGCCCUACUCAAGUCUUCCGCAGCGUAACUACGAGGAGUAUCCGGGCGCCACAAUCCCCUCUAAUGGUUCCCCGCGGGGUCCAGGCACCCCCACAAGGUUCAAUAACAACAACUAUUACGAUGAUUAUGGUAGCAAUUAUCGUAAUAGUCCCCUAGCUUUUGAACCUAACACGCCAGUCGGUUAUGGUGAGCCUGAGGGCUAUGGUGAGCCUGAAGGCUAUGGUGAGCCUGAGGGCUAUGGUGAGCCAGGUCCCAUGCAGCAGUUUCAACAGCCAGACACCUCAUUUCACAAUGAUUCAUUUUCUAGGGCUCCACCUGUAGAUGACCGGUACGGAGGUGGGCCGGUAGAGGACAGUUUCUACAGGCAGUCCCCGAUGUUGGAACGUCAGUAUGCGGGAGGGGCACCUCCACAGGAGGGCAACUACAUGGACAGUCCCCUGGGUGGGGUAAAGCCCCCCUACGCGGAUGAUAGCUUCCAGGGUGAACCAGACAGUUUCCAUGCUCAGCCGGACGGCUACCAGGGUCAACCCAAUGGUUACCAAGUUCAACCUAAUUACUCUGGCUCUCAACAGAUGAUUGACAGGUAUGCUGAACCAGUAAACGACAGUUACCAGGAUGAACCGCCGAGAGAGCUGCGUCACCCUGACGAUGGCAGGUACCCGGAGGAUGACAGUUACCAGGGACAAGAUGACAGCUUCAGAGGACCAGCUCCACAAGAGGACAGAUACAGAGGGUAUCCAGAUGACAGCUACAGAGGUGACCCAAAUGAUCGCUAUGACGACCAACCAACCAAUCAGAGCUUCCAGCAAAACCAUCCAGGCAACAUGCCAUAUGGUGAUGAAUUUUAUCCAGAAGAGGACACAAGGCGACACGAGGGCCUGCCACAAGUUCAGGAUGACCCAUUUGCGGAUGAUCCCUUCCGACAGAAGCAGCGGAGCCUUCAGCACCUUCAACAGGCGGAGGACCCUUACCCCCGCGGCCCCUCCCCUGGGGCAGGUAGUGACCGCAUGGGUCCAAGCAGUUUACAUGACAGGCCACCUGGCUAUGACCAUAUGGACAAUCCGGAGCCCCCUGGUCGCUACUUUGAUGAUGGUCUGGGUCAGCCACAGAUGAAUGGAUACCCUGAGGAUGAACAGGGGCCACCAUCAAUCAAUGAUGGAUCAAUGCGUUGGCGAUCCCCAGACCUUCAGGAGGUGAUUGACUACUUGAGUCACCCGAGUGAUGCAAUAAAGUCCAACGCUGCAGGGUACCUGACCCACCUGAGCUACAUGGAUGACACCGUCAAAAAGAAGAUACGGGGACUCGACGGAAUUCCGCUCCUGGUGGACCUAUUGAACAGCGAGUACCAUGAGGUUCAUAAAAAUGCCUGUGGGGCCCUGAAGAACCUCUCCUACGGUAGACUGAAUGAUGAAAACAAGAGGGCAGUGAGGAAUGCGGGAGGAAUCCCGGCGCUGGUGCGACUACUGAGGAAGACGCAGGAUGAGGAUGUGAAGGAUUCUGUCUCGGGAGUACUCUGGAACCUGUCAUCAUGUGAUGAGCUGAAGAAGCCUAUAAUUGACGAUGGUCUGGCGGUGCUGGUGAACGUGGUGAUCAUCCCGCAGUCAGGCUGGGAGAAGCGCGGUCUGUCCCCCUACCAGGCACAGGACUCCUGGACAACCACCUUCAGAAACGCCACAGGUGUUCUCAGGAAUGUGAGUUCUGCAGGGGAGGAAGCGCGAAGAAAAUUACGCGAGUGUCAAGGACUUGUUGAUUCAUUAGUUCACACAUUACGGACUGCUAUAGAUCAAAACAAUGUGGACACUAAACCAGUGCAGAAUUGUGUGUGUACAUUACGGAAUUUAGCAUUCAGAAUACAGGAAGUCGAGGACCCAGACUUUUACAAAAAGCGUGACGCAACAUUGAGAAGACAGAAGAAACAAGAAAAAGGCACAACGACAGGGUGCUUUGGUGGAGGAGGAAAGAAAAAAGCAGGACAGAAAAACAAACCAAUCAUUGAUGACAUGGACCAACCAAAGCUGCCACCAACAGCGAACAACUACCGUGGUCUGUGGGGUGUAGAUGCCGUGCGCUACUUCCUGCAGCUUCUCACAGGCUCCAACCCCACCAUGUUAGAGGCUGCGUGUGGAGCCAUACAGAACCUCGCUGCUUGUGACUGGAAGCCUGCGACAGAGAUCCGGGCCCUGGUUCGUAAGGAGAAGGGACUUCCCAGCCUUGUGGAUCUACUUACUUUCGAGGAGGAGCGUGUUGUGGGAGCCGCGGCAACCGCACUAAGGAACCUCUCCAUAGACGAGCGGAACAAGGAACUUGUUGGCAAAUAUGCCAUGAAGCAGUUGAUCAGCAACCUUCCCCAGGCGAACAAGCCACGAGAGGUGACUGAUGAAACUGUGGCUGCUGUUCUCGCGUGCCUUGAUGAGGUCAUACAGCAUAAUGUAGACUUUGCCAGGUCAUUCUGCAUAGAGGCAGGCCUACCCAGGUUGAUGUUCUUGUUACGAAACCAAGAAGCAUUCCAACCCAGGCCGAGGAAGUUUGCCAUUGCUGUUGCAAAGACACUUUGGAAGUUUAAGGUGUUACAUUCAGAGUACCAGCAGAAGGGUUACUCAGAGAAGGACUUCAACCCAACCCCCAUUACUGGCUCCCAGCCUGUGAGUAACUACAGCACUUUUAACAGGCAAAACCAGGGCUACGAUGACACCACAAUGACGUCACGCAGGGGGAAUGGUUACCCUACCAACCAUAUGGCUGGUAGCAACCAGAGACUCCACCAGGGACACAGCAACCAAGCACUCGAUCAAAGAGACAUGUAUGGCAGUAAGCAGGCAAUUCCAAUGAAUGACAUCAGCCCGCCAGUUGGAUAUGCACCGAUAGAUGAACAGGACCACCGGAGAAAACCACCGGCCGGAGCAGUUCCACUCUUCCCCAAUAUGAUGCCGGGUGAGCAGUCUGAACCUCUCUAUGCAAAGGUGGUGAAGAAUCGAGGCCAUGACGACAUGGGGGGUCCCCCGAGCCCCAACCACAUGAUGGGGCAGCAGGACGGGGGUCCAGAAGGGGCUGACUCCUGGGUAUAGCAGAAGCCCAGGGGCCUCCAGGGGGCCAUACUGAGGAGGACAGCAGUUGUGAUCUAGUGAUUCAUAAAUGGAAUAACUCACUGACAUUGUACACAAAACACUUUUGCUGGAAUACUUCUUGGAUUGUGAUAGCAAUUUUUACAAAACCAUGUAGUUUGUAUGUAUGCGCUUGGUGCCAAAGUUGCCAUCUUUGCAUGAAAAAACUCUGUGCAUUCAUUUAAAAAAAUGCCGUAGAAUCUUUUAUGUGAAGCCACCAUAAAAAGGGUUAAAAGUUGCUGAUGAAGCACAUGUGUCUCAUUUUAUCAAACAUAAAAUUGCUAACAAAGAAAACUCUGAUAUUACAAGAGAUUGAUCUGUUGAAAAUUAUGAGCAGAAAUAGCUUGUGUUGGCCAAGAGAACCGCAAAGGACAGUAGAGAGAUGAUAAUAGCCAUAUCAGGCUUCGCUCUGGCCGCAAGGAUUCAAGGUGUGCAAUGCUGAGUUAACGACAUAGCUCAAAAUCAUGGUGAAAAUUACAUAGAUUUUGUUUAGUACAUAAUAACUGUAUAGAUUCUUACAUUCUGAUUUCAUUGUAUACAUGGAAAUAUAUAUAUAUGUAUAUUCUCAGACCAUUUUGUAACCCAUACAUCAAAACAUUACUCUCUUGAAAAAGAAAUUCAUUUUGUUUAGCAUUUUUUUCUAUUUCGGUUGUGUUGUGAAAAAGUUAUAUGUUACCAAUCUUUACAAUGGCUUUGAAUGUAUAUUAGUAGCUUAGAGGGCUAUUUAGGCUGUGUUUACCAUAAAUGUGGCUUUAAAUAACUGCUGCAUUGUACUGUCACACAUAUUUAUUGCUAAAUGUUUGUUAAGCAGCUAGAACUAUGAGUAUACAGUGUAUAGAGUGAACAAAGACAGGACAUAGCUUUAUCCUGUGCUCUAUUUCACCCAUGUAGAAACACUUUUGAGAGUGUUUUUCUUUGUUUUUGUCUAUACAUUAACUUCCAUAUCAAAACAGUACAAAGUAUGCAGAGCUUUACCAUGCUAUAACAAUAGUGCGCUAUUCACUUAUACCUCAGGUUAGUUAUUAAAAGAAGUCCUUGACAUCAACAGUCGCCCGAUACCCUCACGUCAGAUUGAAAUAAUACUCACAAGCUAUAGCUCUCUGACUUGUGUUGAAUUUCAAAAAUUCGGGUAAUUGAUGCAGUAUUACAAAUUUGAAAAUAUUUUGGUAAAUGAUAAAUGUGUAAUCAGAAUGCAUAUCUAUUGUGCAUGUAUUCAGAACAUUUUGUCUUACAUUUUGGCUAAUAUCAAAACAAAUUUGUAAUCUCUGCUGUCUUGAAUGCCUUUAAACAUAGGUUAGUGGUAAAAUGUUUGGCUUUUAUUUCGAAGAUUACUGCUAACAACUCCAAAAUAGUGAAGAAAUAAAUAGCAGAUAAAGUUUAUUUUAGUAUGUUAGUAUUCAAAUACAUUCCAUUUGCUUGAUUUUAUAUUAAGUGUUAAUACUACUUUAUUCAUAAAGGAAGUUCUGUGUUUGUAUAGUACUAAAAUUAAACCCAAAUGAGAAUCUCAUUUUGCAUGGGAAAUUACUGGCCUAAAGAUUAGUCUUCUAAGAUUGUCCAUUGAUGUUCUUCACAGAUUAUGGAGAAGCAAUCAUUUUUGUGAUUUAAGACAUCAUUAUGCAAGUAUAAGUAUUUUAUUGUUUCAUUGUGUAUGUUUGUACAUAAAUGUAUAUCAGAUCAGAAUUUUAGUUUUCAUAGAUAAGAUUUAUUGGUGUUUGUAUAUUUUUCUAUGUAAAGCUAAGCAUGUAGAAAAAAUUGUAUACAAAAAUAAAAUAAUAACCUUUCUUCUUCAUAAUUUAUGCUUGUAAUAUGUCAUAUCAUACAUACAUUUUGAUAAAACAUUGUCUAUUAUACACCAUGUUUUAAACAAUAAAAGAGAGGCAAAUAUA